Prunus dulcis (almond) is the source of this 3696-nucleotide messenger RNA. RefSeq lists its product as uncharacterized. Gene Ontology annotation, molecular function: phosphoprotein phosphatase activity. The transcript is spliced from 7 exons. NCBI's taxonomy places the organism in Eukaryota, Viridiplantae, Streptophyta, Magnoliopsida, Rosales, Rosaceae. The record is from RefSeq and is a predicted model, not a curated record. The coding region runs from base 393 to 3401 and encodes 1002 amino acids.
GCGCGUCGAAGGAAGCGAAAACCAGUUGAAGUGUAGCAUAGAGCAGUUAACUCUUCCAAUUGCACCAGCACGGCAGACAAAAAGACCCUCGUUUCAGCUCCUUCAACCUUCAACUCAUUGAUUUUCGUUUCUUCUGCUUCCCUGCGGCUUUCUUAAUUGGGCUGUUAGAGAUCUGCUUGGUACUGAUAUUCGCGAUUGAAGAGAGAUCUAGAAAAAGGACUUGGAAGACAAAGACUGUAUAUUUAAUUGGCUGGGAAGAGAGGCCCCUGAGGAGCGGCAUAUUGUAAUGAGAUCAACUAUAUUAAUGCAAAAUAAAUAAUGGGAGGGGAUACUUUAUUCAAAAUUCUUGAAUUCAGGGAGAAGAUUAACCCAGUCAUUAGCCACUAAUCAAUAUGGAAAAUUCACCACGUAGUGCAAAACCAAAUUCACAGUCAGAAAAGGAGGAGGAGGAGGAGAAGUCCAAUGAGAGUAACUAUUUUCUUAAAGAUAGUGAUGUACAUUGUCAACAGGGGACUUUUUUGAUAAAGAAUGCUAUGAUGGAGGGUCCCUCAGUCAAUAUUGGUUCUGAUUUGCCUCAAGCGGAAGCCCUGAUUUCUGUAGUGCCAAAGAGAAAGCGGAAGAGAAAACGGAAGAGAGCAAGGAGUAGUGCCCCGAUUAUAAAUAAUUUAGAGCCUGAUUUUAGUGAUAAUACAGAAUCAGUUCCAGUGGAAUCCCGACCUAAUGUAGUGAUGAAGAGGAGUCAUGCCCCAAAAAUUGGGGAUUUCAAUCCAGAUUGUUUGAAGGGGGCUCUUUCAUCAGAGAAUAUUACCCCUGAAAACAAUUCUUGCAUGCAGUAUUCAGGUAGAGAUGCACAUCAUGAUUCUCCACUUGGGGCUUACACACUGCUGGAGGAGCCUUCAAUCAAUGUUAUUUCAGAUUUGGUACCAGCAGAGUUACCACCUCAUGUAAACUUGAGUAGAAGGAAGAGAAAGAAGAAGAAAACUACGAUAGGUGCUGCCCCAGAACCUGAAAAUUCAUGCCUGGCCUCUUGUGCUGGAAUUUGCUCAACACCAAAUUCAGAAAAGGCCAAACAGCAUGCAGAUUUGCCUAGCUUACAAAGAAAGAAGAAAAUGAAGCAGAAUGAAUGGAGGAAAAUUGAUGAGACUGACAGUAAUGAUAGAAGUUGUGCAAGUCCUAGAACAAAUGAGGAGAUGAGUAGCUCACAAGGAAAGAUGAAAAAUAAGUGGACGAAAAUGUCUAAAGCCCAUGAGAAUAGUUAUAAAAGUUGCGAUCUUUCUGUUGGUACUUCAUUAGUGGAAAAUAUUAUGCCAAAAGUAGAUCCAUCUCUACAGUCUCCUGUCACAGAAUCUUUAGAACAAGAGCUGGCAGUGGCACAAUCACCUGUGGAGGGAAUUAGCACAAAAACAAACUCAGGAAGUUCUGAACUCAUUGCAGAUUUGAGUUGCUCAAGAAAAAAGAAGAAAAAGAUUCGGAAGGAAGGGUGUAAAACCCAGGAGACUAAUGAUGAAAGUUGUGGUAAUGAUAAAAUAUGUGAUCUUUCUGUUGGUACUUCUUUAGUGGAAAAUAUUAUGCCAGGAAUAGAUCACUCUCAACAGCCUCCAGUCUCAGAGUUCUCAGAACAAAAACUAGAAUUGCCAUCACCACUUAUGGAGGGAAUUAGCACAAAGACAAAUUCAGAAAGUUCUGGACCUUUUGCAGAUUCGAGUUGCUCAAGAAAAAAGAAGAAAAAGCUUAAAACCCAUGAGAGUAAUGAUAGAAGAUGCGAGCUUUCUGUUGGUACUUUAGUGGAAAAUAUUAUACCAGGAACAGGUUCCUCUCAACAGCCUCCAGUCUUGGAAUUCACAGACCAAAAGCUAGAAUUGCCACAACCACUUAUGGAGGGAAUUAGCACGACAGCAAAUUCAGAAGGUCCUGAACCCAAUGCGAAUUUGAGUUGCUCACAAGAAAAGAAGAAAAAGAAUUGGAAGAGAGGACAUAAAACCCAUGAGAGUAAUGAUAGAAGAAGUGAUGCUUCCCUUGGUACUUCUUUAGAAGGAAAUAUUAUUCCAGGAGCAGAUUUGUCUGUACAGCCUCCAGUCGCAAUAUUCUCAGAACAAGACCUAGAAGUGGAACAACCACUUGUGGAUGGAAUCGGAAAAAGAACAAAUUCAGAAAGUCCCAAACCCAUUGAGGAUUUGAGCUGCUCACAAAAAAUGAAGCAAAAGAAUGGGAAGAAAAGGCGUAAAAUCUGUGAGAGUAAUGAUGAAAGUUGUGAUCCUUCUGGUGAUACUUCUUUAGUGGAAAACAUUAUUCCAGGAGCAGAUCCAUAUCUACAGCAUCCGCUUGCAAUAUUAUCAGAACAAGAGCUAGAAGUGCCACAGAUACUUUUGGAGGACAGUACUUUUCAGGAGAAGAAUGAGGACAAGGAGCAGAACAAGAGAUCUAAUGCCUCAGGAAAUAAUGACACCGACCACGACAUUUGUGCGGGCUUGCCUUGCCAAGUUUUAAUAGAUGUUAAAGCUGUUGAAAACAAUAAUGAUAAUUCUCUUUCAGAAGUUUCAAAGUUGGACCCUACGAAUAUACAAGAUAUUACUGAUAUAGAACAGACAGAAACCAAGACUGAAGUUCCUUCCUUGCCACCUUUGGCCGUAAAGGCUGAUGUUGAUGUCACUGUUAAUGUGAAGGAGGGUAAUCUUUCACAGAUAUCAGACUGUGCAGCUGAAAGAUCUCUUGUUAGCUGUUCUAAGAAAAAGCUUCUCAUUCUUGAUAUAAACGGCCUUCUUGCUGAUAUUGUCCCACAGGAAUGUCAUAUCCUUAAGCGAUAUAAACCUGACAUAACAAUAUCAAGGAAAGCAGUUUUUAAGAGGCCUUUUUGUGAUGAUUUUCUACAGUUCUGCUUUGACAGAUUCAAUGUGGGUGUUUGGUCUUCAAGAACCAAGAAGAACGUGGACAUGGUGAUAGAUUUUCUCUUGGGAGAUUCCAGACACAAAUUGCUCUUUUGCUGGAACCAAUCCCAUUGUACUACUACGAGGUUCAAUACCAUUGACAACACAGAUAAGCCCCUUGUUUUGAAAGAACUAAGAAAAUUAUGGGAGAAGCAUGACCCUAAUCUUCCAUGGGUGAAGGGAGAGUACAAUGAAUCAAACACAUUGUUACUGGAUGAUUCCCCGUACAAGGCUUUACGCAAUCCAGAGAACACGGCAAUAUUUCCGUACUCGUAUGAAUGCAGGGACAGAAGAGAUGCAUCAUUAGGACCUGGAGGUAAAAUUCGUUCUUUUCUAGAAGGAUUGGCUAUGGCUGACAAUGUUCAAAAGUAUGUGGAGCAGCAUCCAUUUGGUCAACGACCGAUAACACAGUCAAGUCUUUCGUGGGGUUUUUAUCGUAGAGUAAUGGAGGAUGAAGUAGAGUCGCCUAAAGAUUGAUACCAGCACUUCCAAUGGCCGGCAGGCAGAAUUGUACUACACUGGAAUUACCCGAAAAAUGGUUCAGUGAGUUUUGCUUCAUUUUUUGUUUCCAAUGUGCUUUUGGGGAUGACCGCUGGUGUACGAAAUAUGCCACUGGAUAACUGUGUAGGUUGCGUUUUUGUAAAUUACAUUAUACAUGGAACCUUGUGCUCUAGCCAAAACUGAAUUGUUGGGCAGCUCGUUGAAAUUGAAAAUUUCUUUCACUUAGCUUGAGUUUACAUACCAAGCAAAUAGCUGAUAGAAUAUUGGGCUA